This is a messenger RNA of Alligator mississippiensis (American alligator), 8547 nucleotides long. It is a transcript of the gene TTYH3, whose product is annotated as tweety family member 3. Lineage: Eukaryota; Metazoa; Chordata; Crocodylia; Alligatoridae. Gene Ontology annotation, cellular component: plasma membrane. Gene Ontology annotation, molecular function: intracellularly calcium-gated chloride channel activity; volume-sensitive chloride channel activity. The transcript has 15 exons. The record is from RefSeq and is a predicted model, not a curated record. The coding region runs from base 162 to 1745 and encodes 527 amino acids.
GUGAGGCGGCGGCGGCGCGAGCGGAGCAGAGCGGGUCGGGGCCGGGCCGGGCCGGGCCAUGAAGCCGCCGGGGCGCAGCGGACGCGGCUCCCUUCCUCCCUGCAUGGCGGGCGGCGGCGGGCGGCGGUGAAGCGGCGCGGCGGGGGGCGCGGGGGCCGGGCAUGGCGGGCGUGAGCUACUCGCCGCCCUGGUGGGUGAGCCUGCUGCACCGCCUGCCGCACUUCAGCCUGCGCUGGGAGCCCACGGCCGCCGACUUCCGCCCGGAGGACGCCGAGUACCAGCAGGCCCUGUUGCUGUUGGGUGGUGUUGCCCUGUCCUGUCUUGCUUUGGAUCUCCUCUUCCUCCUGUUCUACUCAUUCUGGCUGUGCUGCCGCCAUCGGAAAAGUGAAGAGCACUUAAAUGCAGAUUGCUGCUGCACUGCCUGGUGCGUGAUCAUAGCCACCCUAGUGUGCAGUGCUGGCAUUGCUGUUGGCUUCUAUGGAAAUGGGGAAACCAGCGAUGGCAUCCACCGACUUACGUACUCACUAAGACAUGCUAACCGCACUGUGGCCGGUGUUCAGGACCGGGUGCUGGACACGGCAGUGGCCCUGAAUCAAACUGUGGAACCCAAUCUUCUGGUCCUAGAGGAGAUGUUCGCAAAACAAACAGAUUACCUGCAUGUUGUCCAGAAACUCCAGGGCCUCUUAGAUGACCUGGUUAGGCAAACCACUGAGAUCCCAUUCUGGAAAAAUGAAGAAUUGUCAUUAGAGGACCUGGCCACUCAGGUUGAUCUGUAUGACUGGUACAGGUGGCUAGGGUACCUGGGCCUACUUCUGUUCCAUGUCUUGAUCUGUUUGUUGGUGCUCUUUGGGCUCAUUAGGAACUCCAGAGCCAUUCUUAUGGGGGUCUGCUUUCUAGGAGUGUUUGCCCUGAUCGUUAGCUGGGGAUCCUUGGGCUUGGAGCUGGCUGUUGCUGUGGGCUCCAGUGACUUCUGUGUGAAUCCAGAUGUCUAUGUCUCCAAAGUGGUAGAAGAUCAUGCAGUGCUUAGUACUGAUACCCUGCGCUAUUAUAUUGCCUGUAGUGCUGGAUACCCAAAUCCCUUCCAGCAGAAGCUGUCGGGAAGUCAUAAGGCCCUGGUGGAAAUGCAGGAUGAUGUGCUGGAACUCAUGAGGUCAACCAGCAGAGAAUACCCGACCUCCAAGGAGUAUCUCAUCCGCAUCCAGGAGGUCCUAAAUGCCACAGAGAUCAAUUUGCAGCACCUGACUGCACUGGUUGAUUGUCGCAGUCUGCAUCUGGAUUAUGUCCAGGCUCUGACAGGCUUCUGCUACGAUGGAGUGGAGGGGCUCAUCUACCUGGUUCUCUUCUCCUUUGUCACAGCUCUCAUGUUCAGUUCCAUUGUGUGCAGCGUCCCGCACACGUGGCAACAGAAGAGGAGUUUGGAUGAUGACGGGGAGGAAGAGUCUGCUGCUCAAGGGAACAGACAAACCCAUGAUAAUCUGUACAGGGUGCAUAUGCCCAGCCUCUACAGCUGUGGGAGUAGUUAUGGCAGCGAGACCAGCAUCCCAGCAGCAGCUCACACAGUCAGCAAUGCUCCUGUCACAGAGUACAUGAGCCAGAAUGCAAACUUCCAGAACCCCCGUUGUGAGAACACCCCUCUGAUUGGCCGGGAGUCCCCACCUCCCUCAUUGUAUUUGGCUGCCAUGGACAGUAGCAGCCAUAUGAGCUGGCAGUUUAAGCCCUCGGACAGUGCACGGACGUACUGGUAACAGCGCCCACAAAUGGAACAGUACACCUCCAGCAUGAGAGCCAAAUACCUCGCCACCAACCAACCUCGCCCAGACUCUGGCAGUGUGCAUUAAAAAUAACACACAGUAAAACUAAACAGAUGUGCCAACUGCUGUGCCCCCCACCUGUGCUGUCCUCAACCCUGCUGUCCUGCCCCAAACCCAGCGCAGAUCCUCCUCCUCCUCCUCCUCCUCCUCUUGCUUCUCCAGUACAAAUCACCCCUCCAACCUGGUACCUGUCUAUUGGAAAUCUGAAUGGAAGCCCCUUCCAAAUUAAACCUACACCUAGCUGUACCUGGUAGGGGAAGGAAGAGAGAGAGAAUGAGCAUACACAUGCAAGCAUCUGAAAAAAAGAUCACCAGCUCAUCUAGGUUUGCUGUGUUCGGGGCCAGCUCUAUCAAUAGCCUAUCGGGAAAUGUUUGCAAACACCUCUGUUUCUGACCUUCCCCCAUCUCCCUCCCUCCCCCCCCACUCUCCAGAGGGACUGGAUGAAAAAAGAUUUCUAUCUUCAGCUUGGUGAGGGGAUCAGGAAAUCUGCUCAGCCUGCAGCGUGCUGAAGAAGGAAAUGGUCCUUGCACAUGGCUGUCAUGGGCAGAGAAGGAAAGCCAUGCCCAUGGGCCACCUCUUCGAUGCCUGUGCAGCCGGUGUUUCUGCAGAAGUCGUCUUGCCUCUUGUCCCCUGUGGAAAUCGCCUUCUAGUGCACUGAAUAUCUGCUUUACUUGGGAGCUCUACCUUGGCUUUAUUUAGAACAAACAGAGCCACUGUGUCUCUGGAGAUGUUGGUCAGCUCAAUUCCUCUUUCUUUCCCCUUUCUAUUCAGCUUUUGAAUUCUCGAGGAGGAACAGGGUGUUCCCAGCACCAGCCAGCUGCCCUGGAUGUGUCCCUGCCUGGCCAUAACUCUGCACCUGACCUUUCUGCUCCAUCAGGGAAGCCCAUGUCUUCGCAGAUGGCAUUCUGGGCACUGCCUUUGUGAGAUCGGCACACCGAGAUCAAAUGAGCCAGCAACCAACCCACUUGGUGCCAAAUUUUUCCAGGAAAAGACUUUGUAAGGGUGUAAAGGUUUCUUUUUUUUUUUCUUUGUGUUUGUUGUUUUUUUGCACUAACUAGUUUCCGCUCUCUAGGGCAGUAGCCUGGCACUUGGUUUUGUGGGACAGUCAACUUGCAAAGGCAAAAGAGACUAAAUGCCAGUGGAUUUAUAACAAAUGCAAGAACUCCGAGGGCGUGGCCCGUCAGAUUGCUGGACUCUUCUUAAGAGUUGGGGUGGUGUGUUGCAUAGAAAUAUGGAGUCUCAGAGCAUUGGCUGUAGUGGGAAUCCCUGGGGCGCACACCCCAAACACCUCAAAAGAUUGGUAAUUUCACCACCACCUUUCGUCGCCAGGAUCGUAAAUCAAAGCGAAGUCUUAAAACUAUUGUGAAUGUCAGAACGAGGUUUUUUUUUAUUGUAUUUUUAUUCCUCCUCACGUUGCUAACCACUAACGUCAGGCACAUGCAUACAGACUCCCAGAGCCUCCUCGGCAUGAAACACAGGUGUGGUAGGUGGAGGGUGGGGGACAGUUUGGUGCCGGGAGAGGGGGAAGGCAUCACACAUCAAUUUCGCACUUUCCAUUGAAGAAUGGUGCUCUACAGGGCAGAGACCACUUCAUAUUAGAGAAGAACCCACCCUGCAGCGAUGAUGCAAGUAGUGUGUAGUGUUCAUUCUCAAGUAAGUAAAAGACACCUUUUAUUUUACCGUUCUAUACAAGCCAUUUUGACCCAGUCGUAUGGGUUGAUGUCAAGCCAGUGACAGGAGGAGUCAAAGUAAGCAUUGGGGUUGGGACACUGGACAAGAUGGCUCAAACCUUGCUCUGUGAUGUCCAGACUGCAUCAGAGGAAGAGGAUCCGUUUCUCACCUUUCUGUUCUUUCAGCCUAGAGUGUACAUUUACAUGGGCCCUUCAGCCUACCACUGCCUCUCCUCGGGCCAAUGUCAUUGGAUUCCCUCAGACUUGUAACCAGAUCUGUGCACCGUGCCCCCAUGCUUCGACUAGGUCAUGAGUUAUCUUAUCAUCGCUCUGUGGAUUGUUGCAUAUUCCACUGCUCAUUAACCAGGGUGCUAACACUUCCCUUAGCAAGUUGCCUAUUUGGAGGGAAGGGUGUCGGGGAGGGGUGAGUCCUGAGAUGCCUUUAAGAAACUGGUAGCUAGCAAGUUCUGGGUAACCUUCAGACCCUUAGAGAAACAGGGUGAAGGAAAGGAAACAGCACACAGCCCAGUUCUCUGAGAAGGAAAGGCUUUGAGGAAAAUGCUGCCAUGCUCUACUCCCCUUCUCUUAGUCUGAUGGGAAAGCUGAGCACAUCUGUGUGUGUGUGUACAGACCAGUUAGCCGAUCAGCCUCUGGCUGGCCACCUGGAUACUUACAGUAUGGCAGUGGGUGUAACCAACUGGGAAAAUCAAAACUGUAUUGUCAGUAUUUCAAAGCCCCAUGGUUUCCCCCUUAGUAAGCACAUCAAAUCCUUUCCCAGGUCAUCUCAGCCAGCUAGGGUCUGCAGGCUCCAAAAUACCACUUACAGUUGUAGUUUUAGAGAGGUGUUGUCAUUAAAUUUGCUGCCUGCCUCUUGGUACCGUGGCCCCGGUCCUCGGAGGCAAAUGCUUCUUGGAGGAGAAGGCAGCAGAAGGAGGGAACCUUUCAUCAAACAGGUGCUUUCAUGGGCUGACUUUGCUGUAUGAAGGAUGCAGCAUCACUCUUCGUGUGUCCCAUGGGGCCAUGGAUGGAGGUGGGAUGUGGAAUGCCUCUGUUCCUACUGUCCAUGUUAGUAAGGAGAAAAAAGCUAGUACCUUUCAGGGCAGCAUCCAGGUCAGAAAUGGUGUCAGCUUGCUUUCAUCCAAGGCUUGGCUUAACUACGUGCAUUGUUUACAGCACAGUUUACAACGGUGAUGGGGGUUCAGAGUUUUGUAGCAAGGUGCAAGUUGACUUGCAUGCUACUUGACUGUAGUGUGCAGUGAGAGGGUAAUACCGUGGAGAUAACCCCUCCCCCGCCACCUCCCUCAACCCCACAUCCCCGAGAAGGCCAGAGAAGCAAGGUUGUGGGGUGAGCUGUGGUGCUCCGUAUUCCAGCCAGGACUUCCUUUACUUGACACAGAUUUUGCACUUUUGUAAAGACCGUGGAGCCCUGCUCUCCUGCAGCAUGCGAUACAGGAGCCUGCAUAUGUUACCACAACUUUUUUUUUACUGGAUCCUUGGGCCACACUGCAGAAUUCCUCGGGGCAAGUCCAAAUGGGUCUGCUUCAGAGCCAGUAGUGUGUUGAUUCACCCAGGUGUAAAAUGAAUGGCAGAGCCUAAGUGGCCAAUCUGGUGUAGUCUGUACAUACCCUGAACUGAUGCUAUCGCAGCAUGUCUGUGGCGUGGCCCUUUCCCAGCAGAAGAUCUCCCAGCCUGACUCCCCCUCUAGGGUGAACGGCAGAUGCUGACUGGCACAGAGUAACAUGUUCAAUAGCAUUACUGAUAACCAGAAUCCAAGCUCUCGGACGUGUAGUGAGUAAAGCUGCAGAGAUUUUUUUUUUUUUUUUUUUUUUUUUCCCUCUUCCAUAACUUGUAUCUGUUUUUUAAUGUGAUGAAAUAUCAAUGCCAUAUCACUUGGGAUGGGCUGCAUCCCAACUUGACUUGUUGACAGCGUAUCAUCUCGGAACCUGAGCCAUGGUACUGAUUGCUAGUACAAGGCUCCAACCAUCAGGGGAGAUAACUCUGACCUCUGGGAACCUCACUAACAGCAAAAUGGAAGGCAGCUUCUCUCUGUUCAAAGGCGACUGCAACAGUGAAGACUGUUCGUAUUCUUUUUUUUUUUUUUUUAAGAAGCACAAACACGGCCAUCAGCUUGACCGGUUGGUUUGGUUGCUUUCCAUCACAUAGCCACGUGCAGUUUUAAUUUGGAAGUGAACUCUUUCAAGCACACAAGCAUCUCCAAAAUGUGAAAUGUAAAUAGCAUGUUGGACUCUUAUGUCCAGUGUUCAAGACUGCAUUGUAAUUGUAAAGGAAUUUUGAAUCAAGACUUGGCUGUGAAUUUCUUGUGCUGUCUUGGGAAUAAUAACUGUAGUGUUUGUAUCCUGUAUGUAAUAUUAACUGAGUUCAUUUUACUUGCUGAUAAAAGGGUUCAAGUGGAGUUUUUAGCAUCUAUCCAUCUCUCCAAUAACCGGAGGGAUCAGGGGCUACUUUUCUUCAGGCACCCCUGUUUAAUUUCUCUCCACGGAAAGGUAUUAAUUAUUUAAGCAUAGCCAGCUCGGCUCAGACAAAGGGAUGCUUUGGAGCUGGACAUUCUUACAGGGGGAGUUUUUAUUAUUAUGAUUAUUAUUGAUAUUAAAUGAUCCCAGAUCAGGAUUCCCAUAGAAGUUUCCCAUAACAUUUGAGUGUUCACAUGGAACAUUCAGGCUUUCCCCGGGAAAACUGUUUCCUAUGGCCUGGCUUGGUACCCUUGUAUUUGUUCUUGGCACUGCAGUUUGGGUUGCAGAUGGAACCACUUGGACGCUAUUUGGAUGAGCACUGUACAAAUGACUACAGACCAGUGGUGCUCAACCUACAGCCUGUUGGCCCUUUCUAGCCCCAAAAGGGGCCAUAUUUAGCCCACAACAUGGGGGAUUAACAGUAAGCAGUUUGGCCCAGUACAUCCCCUUCCCUAUCAUGCUGUCCCACUGAUUUCCCUCAGCAGUCUGGAGAUAAGCUGACUUCCUCCCUCCCCCUACACGGGCAGCCAUCUCCCCUACUGAAGGGUAGCGGUGGUCUGUGGUGCGGCCAGCCCACAAGCACCUGGACGGAUGCUGGUAUAGAUGGUAGCCCACUGACUUCAGGUCCUGGUUUCUCAGUGAUGGGAGAAACUUGAGGUUGAUGCUGAUGCAGCACAUUUUGGAGGAGAGAGACAUCUGUGUUGCUGACUGCAGCCCCCUCCAUGUGAUUUAGGUGUAGAUGAGUUCCUGUCUUCUGAGAAUAGCCAGCGCAGAGGAAGAGGAGAGAUCUUGCUGGUGCUGAAAGGACAGAGUGGAGUCUGCAGACACUGUCUUGAUGGCCUUUCCUUUUCAUGCAUUGCAAGCCCCUUAAUUACCAGGCAGGGGCAUGAGCAGAUAGCGGUGGAGACUAUAACGUUAGAAGGAAUUUCUAAACCCUUGUUAAAAGCUCUGGCGUGUCCUCAUCUAGGAGCUGCUGCUGCUCCUGUUCCUCCUCCCUAGAGCCAAAAAUCAAAAAGGAGCAGAGGUAGGAGAUUGCCCAAGCUAUGGGAUGCACUUUCUUUUAGCCCCUUUCCCAUGUGCUUUCAGUGGAGCAUGGGAGACAGUAGCACUGCAAGAUCUUGCUUCGCUUUGGGUUCAGCCUCUUGCAUGAAGCAGUGAGUAAGAAGAUGGAGCGUUCCAGCUCUUGGCUCACACCAAAGGGUGGAGAGAGGUUAUGUCCUCCCAUGGUCAGGCAGUCUCUAGCAUCCCUCAGAGAAAUUGAGACACCCUGUCCCUCCCCCCAGCAAAUAUCUAGGAGAAUGAACUCCACUAUCUACUGGUCAGGACUUGGUGGGGUAGGGACCUUUACUUCCAUGCACUCAAGAUGUCUUUUCUUACAACUCAUUCUCCCCGUCUUUGGUGUUGAAGUUGCAGAUAAAUGAUGGAUGGUCUUUGGUAGGGUCAGCAGGAGCAGUCAAAGCCCUGGAUGCUUGUAGCAACAUUAGGCUGAGUGGGCUGCUCUUCUACUGCAGAGUGGAGUCUCCUCCUGUCUCCGUUGCAGGCAUGUUGCCCAAACAUGAGUGGAAAGGGAGAGGGAACGCGGUCCAGAGGUUAAAAGACAGCCUGGGAGCUGGGGAUGUUCAGCUGUACUUGACUGGGCAAAUUGCUGAGCUUCUCCAGGCCUCAGGGCUGUCGGUGAGAUGGCGCAGCGCCUGCCUGUGUCCAUGCUUUUCCGCCUGUAUGGCCAGGGGUAUUUAUUUUAUUUUGCGUUCUCUCCAACUGUGCCCAUGGGUCUGAGCACAUGAACAAAACGAAACGUCAAAGAAGAAGCACUUGCAGAAGUGCCAAGUAUUCCUUACUGCAGAGAAGUAAUUCUCCCAUCAGGGUCCUUUGAGGUGCUCUGUGUAUUUGAUACCACAUUUCUCCUCACUAUGCAAUUCCAUACUCCUCUCCCCUGUUCCCAGACAGAGUCUAAUGAGCCGACUUCUCCAGGGGCCCGGCAUCCGAAGGCUGCUGAAUUUGCAGAAAGACCCUGUUGACUUUCAGCGGCCUUAGGAACAGACCCCAGGUUCAUCGCACGCCUUGGGUCCCGUGUUAGCUAGCGUGAGCCUUGAGGCCCCUGCAGGUUUAAUUAACUGUCACUUGUUAAGAGGGAAGUUCCUUAAUUUCAGUUUUUCCUUUGACACUGUGUGCACGGAAACUUACCGGUGAACAUGUAACUGGCCUUUUUGUAAUUCUUUCUGGUUUUGUUCUUAACCAUAAUGGUUGUAUAUCAUACCACUUUAUAUACAUAUAUAUAAUAUAUAAAUAUAUAUAAUUUUUUUUAAAACCUUUGAAUCUGCUAGUUCCUCUUCAGAUGUUCCUGCACUUACCCAAAAUGUUUUUAAAUUGUGAGGGUUAAACUGAGGAUUGAGCCCCUUUUUGUAUCUUUUUUCCUUUUACUUCAGUAGUUCUAUUGAUUGUAUCGUAGCUAUUUUUUACUGUAACUUUUUUUUUGUUUUGCAAAUACUAAAAAAAACAAACAAAACUGAAACAAAAAAAACCUAAAUGUAAUUUCUGUGGUUUCUAUUCAGCUUGGGUUUCAUGUUUUAAAAUAAACAGUUAAAAACAAACCUA